UGUGUGAAUUCAAUUCUAUACAAGUCAAAAUACAUGUGAAACACAACUAAAGGGACAGAUGGCUUCAUACGACAGUACAGCGGCAUCACUGAAAACUGCAGCGCGUGAAGAUGUGAGAUCCUGCAAGAAGUGUCCCCCGACAGUUAGAUGGGCUGUUGCUAUAGCAGCAAUAUCACUGCUCAUCACAUUCAUCUUAUCCUUCAUUUUGUUUGCCAACUGGGGAGCAGCACCAAAAGAGGAUCCAACCUUUCACAAAAAACAGGUGGAACAUCUGCAGCAGUGCCAAAGAGAGUGCCAUGAUCUGAAAAUGAUGCUGCAUUCUGCCACUCAGGACCCCAGAUGCCGUCUGUGUCCUGAUGGCUGGCUGUGGUGGAGGAGUCACUGCUACUUUUUCUCGGUCGGACUCCAAGAAGACUGUCGGUGGAACGAGAGCGUCGAGUUCUGCCGGCAGCAGAACAGCAGCCUGGUUGUGAUCGAAGACUCUGCAGAGAUGGAUUUUCUCCAAGGAGUUAUGAGACACGCCACAAAAAGUCCUUUCCUGUGGGUUGGACUGACGGACGGCCAACAGGAGGGACGCUGGCUGUGGCUGAGUGGGAGCGAAGUCCAGAACCACUUGCCAGUGGUUGUGCAGUGGGACAGUGAUGACAGGGACUGUGCAGACCUGAGGGGAGGUGGGACUCUGUUUGCUGCUGACUGUGAAGAGCACGGACCCUGGAUCUGCAAGAGAGAGUCCUGACGGGCCUCCACACCCUUCUUAUCAAUCUUUUAUUAACAAAUUGCAGUCUGAAGGAGAUGUGGAGUUUCAUAUUGCCAGGAAACAUCAAACCAGCCCUACAGAAUGCUACAGUGAAAAAAUACUUUAUUGGUGGAGCUUAACAGUUUAAGAAAAAUGCAGAUUUUUCAACAACAUCAAGUUAUUCAUGACUACAGUUUGUUCUGAAAGCCCAGUUUAAAGUGCAUGCAUGUAAAAAGAAGCAUAGCAUGCUUUUACCUUAAUAAAUGAUAAUUGGUUUAUGGUUA
Girardinichthys multiradiatus is the source of this 1020-nucleotide messenger RNA. Its product is annotated as CD209 antigen-like protein C. The record is from RefSeq and is a predicted model, not a curated record. Bases 59 to 736 code for a protein of 225 amino acids. NCBI's taxonomy places the organism in Eukaryota, Metazoa, Chordata, Actinopteri, Cyprinodontiformes, Goodeidae. The transcript is spliced from 6 exons.